UUAUAGGCUACUAUUUGAUCAGUUAUGGCCCCCAGAUUUCAACAAUUAGGUUUUAUGUAACACUUUACAAUGUCUAAUAAAUUGUUAACAUUAACCUUUGUUAUUACUAGUUAAUCAAAAAUGUUAUAAUUUGUUCACAGUGAAGUAACUAAUGUUAACAGAUACAAUUUUUGACCUUAAAAAUGUAGGCCGAUUAGUCAAUGUUGAGCUUAUAAGAUUAAUAUACUGUAGAAGUAUUGUUCAUGUUAACAAAUGAAACCUUAUUGAAUAUAUUGUUACUGGUUUUUAUUGCAACUCAGAAGUUUUUUAAACACAAAUACAUAUUGUCAAAUACAUCAUCAUACUGUAAAGAAAAUUGAAUUCUUGGAAUUUCUGUUUACAAAAAUGUCCCAAAAUGUCACGAUUAUUGCAGUAUUUAGAAUACAUCUUUUUUUUUUUUUUUUUUUGAGGGAUAAAAAGUUAGGGUUGUCAUAAAUGCCACAGUUUACUAGUUUGCAGUUUUGAGGCAGACCAGAAACCACAUGCCUGGUAUUCAAAAACGGCCAAACUAAUGUCUUCCAGCUCUGAAGGUAAAAUAAAUAAUGGACUAGGUACGUCAACAUGAGCGAAUUCCUCAACGGUGAGAAAGAUUAGCUGCUCAAAUUCCUCAAGUGGAGAGAGACAAGUGUGCAAACGGCCUAUUGUAUCAUAGGCUAUCUAUACACAAGGAACUAUGAAGGGACCUAAGUGCCUUUUAGUGUCAUGCUGACACGAGCUGUCAUUUUUCAGAGCAUUUGUCGCUCUUCUGAAACUAUACACGUAUGUGCGAGCGCGCGGUCACCGGUGGGUGGUGUCAGCACGCGCUAUAAAUAUAGGUACAUUUGAUCUGAACAUUUAAAAAAAAUCGCUUUUUCCUUUACACCGGAGAUUUUACUGAGAUGAUGAUGAAGAUGAUGCUCAGAAUUGCUCUCGGCACUGAAAUGGAAUUGUUUUGGAAGAUAUUUUUCAUAUAGAACUCCGCCUGACAACUUUUCACAACUAACUAUUGGUCGCGCGCGCAAUAAGGACGCUGGUAAAAUGGCAAAACUGUUUGCGGAUGCCCUUUUGUUAACUGUGAGCUUGUUAAACAUUUUCACCGUGGGUGCAUCAUUGUCCCGGACAGGAGACCUGCACUCAUCUCCAGUCUUCUGUGAUGAUCCGAACAGUGUUUUACAUCAGCAGACAGAAGCAGAGCUCAUUUCAGCAUCACACACCCACACGAGAUCCAAACGCUGCACUUGCUACUCUUUCAAGGACAGGGAAUGUGUUUAUUACUGUCACUUGGGCAUCAUCUGGAUCAACACCCCACAGCGCACAGUUCCGUAUGGCAUGUCAAGUUACCGCAGCCCUCAGCGAUUGAGACGCUCCAGUGGGACAGAAGGGCUGCUGCUUCACCGCUGCACAUGUGCAGACCACAAUGAUGCUCAGUGCUACAACUUCUGUGAUACAAGAACACAGAAUGUGCCUGACCGAAGACUGAGAGGACGUUAAACCACUGGCUUCUCAUGACAUCUCGACCCUCUGAGAUCAGGACUAAUGAUCAGCAUCAAACCGGACACCAAACUAGGCACAGGUUUUGGGUUUUUACAGAUGUGGAGCAAAACCUAGCCCGCAUUCCUCGCCAUGUUAUAUUUCCUGGAACACCCUUGACUCAUCUGGUCCACGGUAACAAGUGAAUUCUUUAGAAAACUCUUUGCAGAUUUCGGAAGCAUGUCUGUGUGGCACCAACAUCUUUGCUUCAAGGGUUAUGUCCACUUGUUUCAGUGUGACUUUGCACUGACUUUACAUCUAAUGCAAAUAUUCAUUGGACAUCCUUGAAUUUGGGAGCCUUGCAGUAUUGGAAGUAAAUCUGUAAAACACACUCUGGAUAAUAUCCACUUUGUGGGCAGAUUUUCAGAGAGCACACAGAUGGAUUAAUGGGUGAAGAUGGAGAUGAAGCGUGUUUUGAAUUUUUACGUGUACCGAGGCUCCUUCACUUUGCCCGAUAACGGAAAAUGAAACGCUUAACGUUGUUAUUGUGGAUGAACUGUUAGGAAAUCUCCUGAGAGAAAGAUUGGCUGAUUAACGCCACAAUUUUUUAAAUCUCCAGAUAAUAUCCUUCUACAUUUUUUGCUCAAGCAAAAUGUAUCCAGUCUCCACAACAGCAUAUGACAUUUUAAAUUCCUCAGAUGUCUUUCAGCUCCAAUCUUAUUAUUCAUGCAUGAAAGAAUGGGUCCACUGGGACAAAUGCAGAAAGCUGAAUAUUAUACGAAAUUGUCUAAUAAUCAAAUACUAUACCAAAUACUAUACUAAACUAUGACCUGAGAGUUUAAUUUAUUUAUUUUUAUGUACCUAAAUGCUUUAUUCACCAAAUCAUUUAAGGAGACUUGCAUUAAACAUCUUUUAAUGGCUUAUUGCCAAUAAUAAUUGUAUAGUUUCACUACUACUUAAUUUGCACUGGUAUUAUUUGUAUUUGUAAAAGCUUUUAAUUAUCAUAUGGUCAUUUUAGACUGAUAUUAAUGACAAUCUUGAUUUAGUGAAUUUGUCAUACAAAGAGCGCCCUUAACCAACGCAAGUUCCUUUAGUCAGUUUUCCUUUAAUAAUACAGCAAAGAGGAAUGAUAAAUUGGCAACUCAUUGGAAAAGCUGUUGUAAAACGAUAUGUAAACCAUAAGAGUUUUACCAGUGCUUGCAAUAUAUGAUUUUAAAUAAACUUUUUUUUUUUUUUUUUGGCUACUUUGUUACACAACCUUUUGG
This is a messenger RNA of Megalobrama amblycephala (Wuchang bream), 2753 nucleotides long. It is a transcript of the gene edn3b, whose product is annotated as endothelin 3b. Gene Ontology annotation, cellular component: extracellular region. Bases 1057 to 1509 code for a protein of 150 amino acids. The record is from RefSeq and is a predicted model, not a curated record. Gene Ontology annotation, molecular function: hormone activity; endothelin B receptor binding. Lineage: Eukaryota; Metazoa; Chordata; Actinopteri; Cypriniformes; Xenocyprididae. The transcript is spliced from 4 exons. Gene Ontology annotation, biological process: intracellular calcium ion homeostasis; regulation of vasoconstriction; regulation of systemic arterial blood pressure by endothelin.